AUGAGUUAUUAAAAUCAUUCUUAAAAGUUUCCUUUUGAUAAUUUAGGCCUGUAAGGGUAACAGCAAGUACCAAUGUUUUAGUAGGUUUACUACUCUUAACAACAUUAAUUAUAUGGAUUUGAAUUAUAACAAUUCUCAUCAUUGAAUUAUAAUGGAUAUGGCUAUUAUGUCUCGCCGCAAAGUAAUAAAGUUUAAUGUAUGUUCAGUGCCAUAAUAUCAUAUUUCUCCUCAACAACUAACACCUCUUGAUAGUAUAAGCAGUAAUAGUAUUAGUUUAAAUGGUAAUUGAAUUUUUGUAUUAUGUAUAAUCAGAUGAAGGAAUAAAAAAGAAAAAGAAAAAUAAGUCUAAUAAAUCUAAGAAGGAUAAAAAGAAGAAAAGAAAGAGAGGUUGAUAUUUUUAUUAUUGAAAGCCAGUAGUAGUAGUUCUUCUUUUAGUAGUAGUGAUUCUAGUAUGAGAAGUAGCAGGAGCGAUAGUCAGUAUGAAAAUAUAAAUAAAUCUUUGAUAGAAUAAAGAAAAAAACUACAUCCUUUUUACAUAAUGAGGAUAAUUGGAAAUGCAAGUAUUGUUAUAAUAUUAAUUUCCGUCAUCGUGAAGAAUGCAAUAGAUGCAGAAAGAGUAGAGAUUAAGCUGUAAGUAUAUUAUUAUAAAAUCUUUCUUAGGAUAGCAGAGUAAAAAGGUUUAUUCCACACCCAAAUGAUUGGAAAUGUAAUAUUUGUGAAAAUUUCAAUUUUGCUAGAAGAAGGAGAUGUAAUAGAUGUAAAACAGAAAAAUCAUAAGCAACUCUAUCUUAACAUUCCGAAUGA
Molecule: messenger RNA, 804 nt
Organism: Paramecium primaurelia
Lineage: Eukaryota; Ciliophora; Oligohymenophorea; Peniculida; Parameciidae
Source: the annotation of a GenBank genome assembly